This is a messenger RNA of Ceraceosorus bombacis, 2171 nucleotides long. NCBI's taxonomy places the organism in Eukaryota, Fungi, Basidiomycota, Exobasidiomycetes, Ceraceosorales, Ceraceosoraceae. The record is from the annotation of a GenBank genome assembly.
AUGGCAGCUGGCGCCCCUGGCAGUCCUAUCAGGCCCGAUCAGAGGCGCAUGGGCCUCGUUGAUGGUGAGUCCAGCUCUCGCUCGCCUUUUCGAUGAGGUGGCCCAGAGGUCCUUGGUAUCAGUACGGGACGACCUCUAGAAGCGGGACAUGAGGCACGCAAGCAACGGUCGUCAGAUUGCCAGUUGCACGCUAGUCUCCACGUUGCGCAUCACCCUGAGGCGUGCGCGGAAAGGCCCAAAGCAUACUGACGCCCCUGUACGACUUGGACUAUUCGUUGCAUCUUCCCCAGGCAUUGCUCUCACUGUCGGCUUGCAAAUCGGGUCGGGCAUCUUUAGUUCUCCUGGCGUAAUCACGCUCAACACUGGCAGCAUAGGGGCAAGUUUGGUAGUGUGGCUUGUCAGUGGCGUGCUAGCAUGGACCGGAGCCUCGUCAUUCGCCGAGCUAGGGGCAGCCAUUCCCCUCAAUGGCGGCGCGCAGGCCUAUCUGAACUAUUCCUUCGGACCUCUUUCGGCAUAUCUAUUCGCCUGGACUUCCAUCGUUGCUCUCAAAUCCGGGUCAGGAGCCAUCAUAGCUACGAUCUUUGGCGAGUACGUGGCUCGCGUACUCUUCCACACGACGUCGUCUGCUGCUGGCGAUCCACACGAGCAAGGCUUGGAUGGUAUCCCUGGUUGGAGCAUCAAACUUUCUGCUUGCAUCGUUGUGGUGCUUAUCAGUGGCCUGCAGGCUCUGAGCAGCAAGUUGGGAACGCGUGCGCAGGUAGCAACGACCGCCGUCAAGCUGGCCGCUCUGGUGGCUGUGCCCAUUUUGGCCAUAGUACAAGCGAGCCGAGGUAGGACACCGGAGCCUUCAAGACAAGCUAUGAGGAGCUUCUCUGCGCUCUUCGAAGGCAGCUCCACUAGUCCUAGCAACUACGCGCUUGCCCUGUACUCUGGGCUAUGGGCUUUUGACGGAUGGGAUCAAAGCACUAUCAUCGCGGGAGAGAUCAAAGUGAGCACGAAUCAGUCACACGCGAGAAGGUAUCCCUGGAAAUGACGCUCAACUGACGUCGCAUGCACCCUCAGAAUGUCACCCGGAACCUGCCACGCGCCAUUCACUCCAGUUUGGGUAUAGUGCUGGCCAUCUUCAUGAGUGAGUGUCGUUGCGCGUGGUGUGCCUCGGGCGUUUUCAACAAACUCACUUACUUCUGCGCUCCACCGCAGCCACGGUCUUAUCCUACUUCCUUGUGCUUCCUCCGGUUCUUGUGAAGCAAACAAACACUGUAGCACUAGACUUUGGCUCAGCCAUCUUUGGAACAGCAGGCGGAGUGGUUUUUGCGUGCUUGGUUGCUUUUUCCUGUCUUGGCGCGCUCAAUGGACAAUUCUACACAUCUGGUCGAUUCGUCUUCACUGCUGGAAAGGAAGGUUACUUGCCAAAGGUUUUUGGAAGGAUCAACACGAGGACCAGGACGCCGAUCUGGGCCAUUGUGCUCCAAGCCGGCCUCGUCCUCCUCUUCAUCCUGUUUGGUAGCGGAUUUGCAUCGCUCGUCAAUUUCUACGGGUAGGUUCACCAGUCAUCCCCAGCACGCUUCACCUUGACCCGCUUGCUGAAGCGCGACACACUCGCAGUGUAUGCUCGUGGUCUGGCUACUUCUUCACUGUGCUGGGUCUUCUUGUGCUGAGGAUCAAGGAGCCAAAUUUAGAGAGACCUUAUCGAGUAAGUCCUUGCGGAGCGGGUUUGCCUGUUGUCGGCCCUCUUGUCUCAAUCGCGUCGCUUUCUUCCUCGCAUUCUCAAGACGUGGCUCGUCACGCCAAUCGUUUUCUCUGCAGUUGCCCUUUUCUUGCUCAUCAUGCCCAUCUUCUCUUCCCCGCUGGAAGGUGAGAACGCUUGGCCAAGACCAGCUCUCUCUGGCCGCGGCUGACGCGCAUCCCUUCUUUCUGCAGCUAUCGCCGCUUUUGGGUUCAUCCUGGCAGGUGUGCCUAUGUACUACCUCACGCAAAAACGAGUGCUGUCAGGCCUCUUCUCCAGGCAGGCGGAGAGGGAUACUAGCGCAUCACUGGCUUCUGCUCAGCAAGACCGCUCUUCCGUCGACGAGUAUCGAGCGUCCAAGGAAGACAGGACAUCAGCAGACGACGACGAUGAAGAAGCCAUGGAGAUGCUUCCACGCAACUCGCGCCAUGAUCCGGAGCGGUGA